AGCUGGUUGUCUUCUUCUUUCCAAUUCAAGAUGGCAGCGUCUAUCAGGAAGUGAUAAAAACAACCCACUAAGAACUAACAGAAAAAAUCCUGUUUUGGUCGGGUAAUAAUACCGUUGCUGUAGAAGACGUCUGUGGAAGGCCAUCGGGUGUACACAGAGUAUCGUUUAAUUCGAGGUCAUGGGUGACGAGCGUCCGUGGUAAAGCCUGUUGAUUGGACGAGCCGCGCGGGGGUCCUCCGCCAUGUGUGGGCCCGUAGCCUGAUGCCCACCCUCCCCACGCCUCUCGCCAUGGACGGGGAGAACUACCUGCACCCGGAGGGGCCGCAGCUCGACAGCGCCCUCUACGGGCUGGUCGCCUCCCCGCUGCUGCACACGGCCAUGGAGAGCCAGAUGUACCCCUCUAACUCCUGGGGCUUCUCCCAGCAGGCAGCCUAUAAUUUGCACUGUCCUAUGCAAUCUGGAAACCAGCAAUACCACUUGAAUAGCCCUUCGGAUAUGCAUAUUGAAAUGUUCAACCCUCCACCUUUCCCCGAUGUGGACUUCUCCUCCCUCAGCCUCCCCCGGAACGGAGACUUCCCCGCGGACCUCUCCUGCAUCGAUGAUCUUUCCAACACCUCGCUCUUCUCCUCUCCCGCCGACUCCCUGUCCGAGUACACAGACGCCGCCGACUUCCCCAGCAUCGGCAACUACGUGCCCACGCUAUGGGACAUAAACACGCCCACGCACAGCCAGCUGGAGUUGAACACCAGCAGGUUUGAGGGCUUGAGCAGUUUGGAGGAUAUCUCUGCCAUUAUCAACACCCCGCCUUUGGGAGCAUACCAGCCACCGCAGCCGCCCCAGCGACCCCAGCAGUCCCCUGAAGAGAAGGGCGACGAAGGAGACGAGGACUCGGGCACUCUCUCUCUCUCUCUCUCUCUCUCGCCCUGUGCAGCCACGAUAGGGAUCUCGCACCCGGACAUCGUCGUGGAGACCAACACCCUGUCCAGCGUCCCGCCUCCCGACAUCACCUACACCCUGUCCAUUCCCGAAACCACUAUCAGCAAAGGUCAGCUGUCUGCCCUGCAGCUGGAGGCCAUCAUCUACGCCUGCCAGCAACACGAGGUGAUCCUGCAGAACGGCCAGAGGGCGGGCUACCUGAUCGGAGACGGCGCCGGCGUGGGGAAGGGCCGCACCGUGGCCGGGAUCAUCCUGGAAAACUACCUGAAGGGGAGGAAGAAAGCGCUGUGGUUUAGCGUUUCCAACGACCUGAAAUACGACGCCGAGCGAGAUCUGAAAGAUAUCGAGGCUCCCUGCAUUCCCGUGCAUGCCUUAAACAAGAUUAAGUAUGGCGACACAGCUACCUCAGAAGGAGUGCUCUUCGCGACGUACUCCGCCCUGAUCGGGGAGAGCCAGGCGGGGGGGCAGCACCGCACCAGGCUCCGGCAGAUCCUGGACUGGUGUAAGCCGGGCUUCGAUGGAGUCAUCAUAUUUGACGAGUGCCACAAAGCCAAAAACGCCACGUCCACCAAGAUGGGCAAGGCCGUGCUGGACCUGCAGAACAAGCUGCCGCUGGCCCGCGUGGUGUACGCCAGCGCCACAGGUGCUUCUGAGCCAAAGAACAUGAUCUACAUGAGCCGGCUGGGGAUCUGGGGAGAGGGGACCCCCUUCAAAAUCUUCGACGACUUCCUGCACGCCAUCGAGAAGAGGGGUGUGGGCGCCAUGGAGAUCGUGGCGAUGGACAUGAAGGUGAGCGGCAUGUACAUCGCCCGGCAGCUCAGCUUCUCGGGGGUGUCCUUCCGCAUCGAGGAGAUCGGCCUGGACAACGACUUCAAGCUCGUCUACAACAAAGCUGCCAAGCUGUGGGCGGAGGCGCUGGCGGUCUUCACGCGGGCGGCGGACGAGCUGGGCCUGGUCUCCAGGAAGUCGCUGUGGGGCCAGUUCUGGUCCUCCCACCAGCGCUUCUUCAAGUACCUCUGCAUCGCCGCCAAGGUGCGCUGCCUGGUGGAGCUGGCCAAGAAGGAGCUGGAGGCGGGAAAGUGCAUCGUGAUUGGGCUGCAGUCCACGGGGGAGGCGCGCACCCGGGAGGUCCUGGACGAGAACGACGGGCACCUGGACAGAUUCGUCUCGGCGGCGGAGGGUGUUUUUCAGUCGCUGGUGCAGAAGCACUUUCCGUCGGAGAAGCAGAAGAGAGAAAAGAGCGCUGGAAACAAAAGAAAACGCAAACCCAAGGGCCGGCCGCCGAAGUACCCCAAGCACAGCGCGGAGGUGGGGAUCGUGAUCCACAUCAGCGACGACAGCAGCACCGAGUCGGACGGGCCGGACAGCGACUCCAACUCCUCCCCCGAGUCCCUCAUGGACAACGACGACGUCAUCUUCGUCAACCACACUAACUGUCACACUGCGAAGAUCGAGGAAAUGAAGCAAGAUCUCCUGAACAAGAUUUCUGUGCUGGGAAAGGAACUACCUCUGAAUACUCUGGAUGAACUGAUAGACAAGUUUGGCGGUCCAGAGCAGGUCUCUGAGAUGACCGGGAAGGUCGGGGUGCGGAGGCCUGACGGCAGUGUUCGGUACGAGUCACGCGCAGAGCAGGGCCUCACCAUCGACCACGUCAACAUCAAGGAGAAGGAGCGCUUCAUGUGUGGGGAGAAGCUGGUGGCCAUCAUCUCGGAGGCGGCCAGCUCGGGCAUCUCUCUGCAGGCCGAUAAGCGAGUGCAGAACCAGCGGAGGAGAGUGCACAUGACGCUGGAGCUGCCCUGGAGCGCCGACCGGGCCAUCCAGCAGUUCGGCCGUACCCACCGCUCUAACCAGGUCACUGCGCCGGAGUACAUCUUCCUCAUCUCAGAGCUGGCGGGGGAGCGCCGCUUCGCCUCCAUCGUGGCCAAGCGGCUGGAGAGCCUGGGGGCGUUGACCCACGGAGACAGGAGGGCCACGGAGUCCAGAGACUUGAGCAAAUACAACUUUGAAAACAAGUAUGGCACCAAGGCUCUGGACAAGAUCACCAAGGCCAUCCUGGGGCACAUCGAAAGCAAAGUACACCCUCCUAAAGGGUACCCAGGGGGCGACGCCAUGUUCUUCAGAGAAAUGAAGCAGGGAAUGAUGGACGUUGGAAUAUUCUGCAAAGAGCCUCGCUUUGGGAUCAGUACUGAAAAAGACUGCAGCAUCACCAAGUUCCUCAACCGCAUCCUGGGCCUGGAGGUCCACAAGCAGAACUCGCUCUUCCAGUACUUCACCGACAACUUUGACUACCUGAUCGAGAAGGACAAGAAAGAGGGGAAGUACGACAUGGGCAUUCUGGACCUGGCCCCGGGUAACGAUGAGAUCUACGAGGAGACGCAGGAGAAGUUCCUGACCGCGGGCAACCCUCAGGACGGGCAGGUGGUCCUGUACAAGAUCAGCGUGGACCGGGGCAUGCACUGGGACGAGGCGUACAGCAAGGCGCAGACGCUCACCGGCCCCGACGACGGCUUCUACGUCUCUCACCGGCUGAGGGGGAACCACCCCUGCGUGCUGCUGGCCGAGCAGGGCCGGGGGAGGAACCUAAUCCUCUACAAGCCCAACAUCGGCAAGCAGGCCCACCCCGAGAGCCUGGACAACCUGCAUCGUAGGUACCGCAAGGUCACACCAGAGCAGGCCAAGGACAGCUGGGAGAAUCAGUUCACAUUCUCCUUCAGGAAGUGCAGCCACGCUAACUGGAACGGGAAGUGCAAGCAGGUGGAGGCGGGGCACGAGUGCUGGCAGGGCAUGCGUCUGCGGCAGUACCACAUGCUGUGCGGCGCGCUGCUGCGCGUCUGGAAGCGCGUGGCCGACGUCGUCUCCGACGUCACCAACUCCAGCAUCCUGCAGAUCGUGCGGCUCAAGACCAAGGAGCACAACAAGCAAGUCGGCAUCAAGAUCCCGGAGAACUGCGUGGCGCGGGUGCGGGAGGAGCUGGCGCAGAUGAACAAGGAGGUGAAGCGGCGGCGGAGCGAGCGCGAGCAGCAGGAGCAGCGGGCGCUGGAGGCGCGCCUGGCGGAGGAGCGGGAGCGGGAGCGCCAGAGGAGGCAGGUGAUCAGCCGGUUCUGCGGCGGCCAGCCCACGGUGCUGCCCGGCCUCGCCUCCUCGCUGGCGGCCUACCCCGGCCUCCCCCAGCUGGCCCCCCUGCAGAGGAGCCCUGUCGACGAGAUCCUGGACCUGACCACCAGCAGCCCCUCGCCCUCCCCCGACAGCAGCGGGGCCGGGGGCCUGGGCUUGGACAGCCUCGUCGGGCCUCUAGGGGGCACCCAGGACCAUUUCAGCCUGGAGUCGCUGAUCUCGCAGACGGUGCUGAGCGGGCAUCACCCGUCGCACCCGCAGCAGGACCUCCUGGACUUUCUGGAGAACCCCGCCCUCAGCCUUUCCUCCACCUACUCCACCUUCCCCUCCCUCACGGCCCCCACCUCCACCGUGCCCCCCAUCUCCACCAUCCUUCCGCCCUCCUCGUCCUCCUCCUCCUCCUCUUCCACCUCCUCCACUUCCUCCAUGUUCUCGUCUGUCAUGGCCCCUUCGGAACACCAAGCGAACCCCUUACCCAACGGCCACUGCAGCGCGGACCUCUUUAACGUACGAGAGGUCUUGGACAGCAUGUUGCGGACCAACCCGGACCGGCAGUCUGUCAUCCAGUCUCGGACACCAGACUGGGACGGCACGCCCACGUCCCAUAGCCCAUAUGCACACACCAAUUUCCUCCCCCCGCCCCUCUGAACCCGUCCCUGACGCCUGACCGCCUGACCCCCUCACCUCAGGGCCAGGGGUCACCUCAGCACUGCCUGUAGUGUGGAUGUCGCUUUGAAUUUCUCUUUCAGGAGUGCAAAUAUAGUUUGGGAAUUCUUCCUUUGAGAAAAUGGAAAAAGAAAAAUGUCCACCUAGCCCCAUGAUCUCUGUAGGAGUAUUUCCCUCAAACAAGAAAACUAGAACUUCUAUUUCCAAUUCACUUAAACGUAUAUAUAUUUGAUGUUUUCCCUGAAUACCUCUCAAAUAAUUAAUCCAGUAAAUGCCGUGUUUUGCAAGAUAUGGGGUCCUUCAUAUGGAGGCAGAGCUCCAGAGGUUCCCAUCAAUCAGAGUUUUCCCAAACUGUGUGUGCAGCCUAGGAUUUGUCUGUAGAUCAGACUCAAAUCUGUCUGGAAAUCAGACUCAGAUCUGUCUGGAAAUCAGAUUCAGAUCUGUCUGAAAAUCAGACUCCUAUCUAUCUGGAAGUCAGACCCGUCUUUAGAUCAGAGAGUCUGGCAGCAGAACACAAGAAUCCAUUCUUCGUUUGGGAGAUGUACACCAAGCUAACUGACCAGAGACCCACGAGGUCCCAAUGCCUCUAAUGUUGAGAGUCUAGUUUCCAGGUUUUCAUUGUUCUAAUGAUGUCACUGCCUCCAUAGAAGUACUCCAUCCCAUCCAAACAUCAGUCACGUUUCUGACAUCACAGCUCAAAAAACCAUCCCGUAAGAGUGACAUAUUUAUGUCAGUUUGUCAUGAGUAUUUUCAGAUUUGGGUUGAAAUAUUUAAUAUGAAAUUUUAUCUUUAAACUUUUCAAACUAACAAAAAGAACAUAUCUAUUUGUACCUCAGUGUGUUUGCUGCCCCCACUCCCCCCCCCACCCAAGACCACAGCACUCCCUGCUGACCAAACAGGGCAUAAGCAGGAAGGUGUGAACGGGGAUCAAGAGCCAUAUGUAAUCUUUCUCACUGGUGUUCAUGCGAAGGUUCGCCACAAAGCUGUCUUUUGUGUCUUUCUCUGCGUUGCGAGGGCUUCGGCCUGCUUCAGUCGUCCUUGCUUUCGACCGGUACUGAACCGAACGCCUCGUGACCGGUGGACGGAGCGGUCGUGUGGAGGUGACGGAGCUGAAACUGGACCGCGCCUGCGGUUUCAUAAUGUAAGGCUCCUUUACGCAACACAGGCCCCGACGUGAGCCCCUCGAGCCAUGGCGUCGACGUUUCGCCUGCGUCCCUCUCCCAGUCCAGUCCUCAGCGUAGAAACUGCACAGUCAGCUUGCGCAGGCAUUUCCCCAUAUCUGGUUUCAAUAUUUUUAAAAAUAAUAAUAAUACUAUAAUAAAAACAGCCUACUGUUAUAACAGUGCCUUCCUUUGGAACAUGUUAAAAAAUGCAGUCGUUCAAAUACAAAGGCUUAUUUAUAUAUUUGUACUCAAGAGUAGUGCUACCAUAUUUAUUAUGAUUUCUAAUUUAAGUCUCUUUACUCUCCCCCACCUCCCACCCUGCCUGACGACUGUGCAGCAGGGAGUGAAUUUGGACCUUUCACAAAUUAGUUUAAUUUUUUUUUCCCCCACCCAUUAUGACACAUUGAUGCUCGUAAUGUGACUGCUCUGGAUCGCUUUUACUUUUGAAAUUCUCAAUUCUCAGGAAAGUCUGAAAUUAAUUGUAUUUUCCCCCUGUCCAACAUUUAAACUUUUAAAAGUUUUUAAGCCUAUUUGUUUCAGCCCUCCUCUUGAAUUUCAGGUAUCAUAAUGGAUGAGUAGACGACAUUACUGUGUUGUCACAGCACCCUAAUUGGUUAACAGAUGCCCAAGUUUUCUCGCUCCACUCCUGGUCAACCUUAAUAAAAGCAAUAAGGUCUACACGUAUAAAAGCGAAAGUACUGUUUACACUCAGCAGCUGAAGGUUGAAAUUUGCCUCUUGAGGGGAAAAUUGGACUCUUCUUAUUGCAUUUUAUCUUUAGUGCUGGUUGCACCUGCUGCAAAUCCAUAAGACGGUGUAUGGAAAAGAAAAGCGAAUCGGUCCUUUAUGUUAGAAUAAAGGCUUGUCCUCUAUUGUUGUAAAGAAAAGUGGGAUGAAACGCAAUGUGUUGUUAUUGAUAUUGUCCUUAUUAUUAUUGUCACUUGUAUCAUUAUUGUUAUUUAUAUUUAAGGGACAUUCUACCAGAAAUAGUUUAGGUUAAUAAUUUUAGGUUGUAAUCCUGUUUUUUUUUUUUUUUUUUUUUUUUAAGUUAAUAAUACUUUUAAAAGUUGACUAAAGGUUUUGUCAGGGACUUUUUAGAAAAAACAAAAUGACUUUAAACAAAAUAUAUCUAUUGUAACCUGCCACCAAAUAUAUUGCACUGUUCUGUACUGCUGUUCUUGUUUCCCUAGUUUCUUUUUCCUUUUUUUGCUGACUUUUAGUAGAAUUAUACUUAUUUAUGAUUUAGGGGUUUUUUUCAGUGGGAGCUUCAGACUGCAGAGUGAUACCAAAGUAAAUCGCACCUGAAGUUUCCCGGCUGCAUUCAAACCAUUCUUAAUCUCAGGAAGAAAUCUACAUAAUCUAUGUAUCUGCGAGUCCUAUUGAAAUGCAUAGCUACGGUUUCACUGGUAGCCAUGACAACCGGGAAUCACACCAACAAGGAAAAAAAAGCUUGUGCUACUUUUUUUUCAUUCUGCAGUGCAAGUCUGAGAACAACAUGCUGUCUUUUUUAUGUUUGAGACUUGAUAUUUUUUGGUCGUGUCCUUCAGUGUUGUGCUUUUUUUAUUAUAAUUUUUUUUUGGUGUGGGGGAGGGGAUUUUUAGUGUGUUUAUGCCUUCUUAGAGCAAAGAUCAGAAGCUUUUUCUAAAAAAGGAUCAUUUAGUUGUUUCUUGUCUGUUUGUCUGUACGGAACAGUUUAGCUGUAGGGCUAGAGACCUGGGAACAUGACAGUCCCCCCCACCAACCACCACCUGGUCCCGUCAGCUUUGUCUGCGUUACGUUGGUCUGUCCUCAUGCUGCGGAACAGUGGUUCUAAUCACAGCCUCCCCCGUCUUCUUUCUCCAGCGCACACUCAGUGCUCUCUCUUGUUCCUGUGGCUUCUUCACAAAGCAGUCCUGAGGAAUCUGAGCUCGUUUGGUCGCCCCUAAUCUUAUACUCUUCUUGUACUCCUGUAUAAGUACGUCUCACACUCGCGGCUUUCUGCCAAACCCAGCCCAAGUAAACCCAAAGAAAGAAAUGUAGGCGUGGUGUCAGGCAGUACACGGGCGACGCCCCUUAUAUUGUGAAGCACAUUCGACUUCACCUUUGGUGACCCCUCCCAUUAGUGAUAGCUGGCUUCAACCCUUUCCUUUCUUAAAUACAGAAUGAGCAACAUGGCAAUAAAGCCUGGGCAGAUAGACAGGGAAAAGGGACAGGCUGCAUUGAAGAGAAAUACUUCAGAAACUACUUUUUCCACCUCAGAAACUGUCCAGUUUGUCCUUGUCUUUUUUUAUCUUGCACUCGGAAUGGCAUAAUCAGCUCUUGUUGCCUAUUAUGUGUAAUUGUGAGAUGCAAGCCUGUCAUGUUCCUUUCCUUUCCCUGCAUUGCAUUUUAUAUGUUGUAGCCAUCUUCCUUUUCUUCUCACCCUGACAGAUAAAACAAAGUAUGACAUUCAAGUAAUUUAUUGCUAACAAUGAAAAACGAAACAAACAUGCUACUGAUUGUAUGUAUUUUUUAAACAAAGGCUAUUUUUUCUGUAAAACUGUGUUUAGCACUUUUAUUCUGGGUUUUGCUUUUGUUUUUCUAUAUAUUUAUAAUUUAGAUGGAAGUGUAUAUAUUGUAAAAAAAAUUGUGCCUUUCAACUAAUUCUUUACAGAUUUUCUACUCAUAACAGAAGGAAGGAAUAUAUUGUAAUGCAGUCUUGACUUUGUUAACAAAUAAAUAUUCAAAGAUUGCGGAA
Anguilla rostrata (American eel) is the source of this 8593-nucleotide messenger RNA. It is a transcript of the gene sbno2b, whose product is annotated as strawberry notch homolog 2b. The record is from RefSeq and is a predicted model, not a curated record. Gene Ontology annotation, molecular function: chromatin DNA binding; histone binding. NCBI's taxonomy places the organism in Eukaryota, Metazoa, Chordata, Actinopteri, Anguilliformes, Anguillidae. Gene Ontology annotation, cellular component: nucleus. Gene Ontology annotation, biological process: regulation of DNA-templated transcription.